CAUAACUUCAGCAGAAACACGGAAGCGGAAGUAGCUUGAGAAGAAUGAUGGUGCACUAAACUGUCAGUUACAUUUGUUUACAUCAGUCUUUAUUUUCGCUUUUUGGUGAAAGCCACGCACUGGCUUACAGUGGGGCAUUUCAAUCCCGUUCAGUACUCGAGCAUAAAGAGGAGAUUUUCCAUCGUAACGGUGGAAAUGAGGAGCUUUGUUUCCGGUGUUUUGUUUCUGCACUUCUUGCUGUUGAUUAUACCUCACAUCAGCUGCUGGAAUGACGAGGCCGUGUUACUGCGUGAUGUUCAGGUGCUCACGCUCAACAGAGGACGCUACACCACUGCACGGCGCUCCAGUCCUGUCCCACAGCUGCAGUGUGUCGGAGGAUCCGCUGGCUGUGGAUCAUUCGUUCCUGAGGUGGUCCAGUGUUACAACAGAGGAUCAGACGGCAUAGACACACAGUGGGAAUGCAAGGCCGACAUGGACAACGCAUACAGGUUUGGCCGCGUGGAGGUCUCCUGUGAAGGCUAUAACAGUCCCAAUGACGCGUAUGUGCUGAGAGGCUCCUGUGGUCUGGAGUACACGCUGGAGCUCACGGCAGAAGGGAGGCAGCAGCACACACACGGCUCCAGGGGCUCGUCUGGCUUCUCAGACUUUGCCUCAAACUUCUUCCAAGGCUUUUCCAACAAUAAGCAGCAGCAGCAGAGCGGAGGCCAUUCUCAGCAGUCUAAUGGCCAGUAUCCCUACCAGAAUGGCCCGUCUGGUGAUGGAGUGGGUGGGCUUAUAGUGGUAGCUUUCCUUUUGGUGGUGGCAUAUGCUGUAUACAAGAUGUUUCUGUGCAGUCCUACUCACGGCCACCAAGGUUACAGUGGAGAUGGACCCCAGGGAUACAGCGGGACAUGGGAUAACAGCCAGGGUACGGAGCCGCCUCCGCCUGGAUUCAAACCGGAUUAUUACUCAGCAGAUCACUCCAACUCAAGGCCCGGGUAUGGCUUUUCUGAUGAAUACACCAAACCUCAGAGUUCUUGGACCGGUUUCACUGGUGGAAACACUGGAGGACACACUGGUGGACGUGGUGGGGGUGGAUUCUGGACUGGAAUGGGCACAGGUGGAAUUCUGGGGUAUUUGUUUGGGAAUCAGAGACGCCAGCCACCCAUGGGCUCCGCUGGACCAUCUUACACCACCACACCUUCUCCAGCACCAAAAACAAGCUCAGGAACACGCACCGCCUCAGGUUUUGGAGGAACUAAAAGAAGAUGAUUGAGCAACCUCAGUUCUCAGAUUGGACAUGAUCAACAGACAUAUUACGACUUUUUAUUCAUACUACUGUUCAUUUAUUGCCCAAGACUAAACUAGAUAGCUUUAAUUGAUUGGAUUGAUUUAUUGCUGUUCUCUCAAAACAACUUGCAUUUUUUAUUAUUAUUAUGUGCUUCACUAUGGGUUUAAAAAAACAACACACCCAAAUACAACUGAUCUUACUGUUUAUUAAGAGUUUAAGGUUAUUUAAAAACUGUGGAUAAAUAUUCUGUAAAUUUUUAAAGUCAACAUUAAAUAAAAAAUGGACCCUAUUGACUUUCUUAAUGCAAGUUCUUAGCCCUAUGAUUUGCCCAUAAUAUUACAAAGAAAAAAUGUCUUCUAAUAAAAAAAAAAUAUAUAUAUAAAAAUAAAUAUAUAUAUAUAUAUAUAUUUAUUAUUAUUAUUUAUUUAUUUUUUGUAAUCCGAUUCAGUUCCGACUCCAUUCUGGUAUAGACAAUCUAAUAAAUUUACAAUGAAAAAGUUAUUGGAGAAAUUUAAUGCUGAAAUAUGAAAAAAACAAAAGGGUUGCAAAUGCAAUUUAAAGUGGACUUUUUUUUCUUGAUAAAACCGUUCUAAACAAAAGCUUGUAAAAUUAUUAUUAUUAUUUGUGUGUGUAUGAGAGAUUACUGGUCAUACUGUGAUAAAGUUCUUAGCCACUGGCUGUUGUGAAAACGUUCUCAUUCUUUAAGGCAUAAUGUGUCUAUUGGCUCACUCUAUUACGUAUUGCUUGCUUUUUGAUAUUAAAAUUCAGAUUUGUUAAA
This is a messenger RNA of Carassius gibelio (silver crucian carp), 2048 nucleotides long. RefSeq names its product store-operated calcium entry-associated regulatory factor. The coding region runs from base 196 to 1251 and encodes 351 amino acids. Gene Ontology annotation, biological process: regulation of store-operated calcium entry. The record is from RefSeq and is a predicted model, not a curated record. The transcript has 6 exons. Gene Ontology annotation, cellular component: endoplasmic reticulum membrane. Lineage: Eukaryota; Metazoa; Chordata; Actinopteri; Cypriniformes; Cyprinidae.